AUGUCGGUGAAUCUGACUGAAAACGCGAUUCCGGCGAUAAUCGGCGGCGACGUGAACGCGAAACCUCUUGUUCAGGUUCUGGAUGUAGCGUUAAUCUCCAACGGCAACAACUCGCAGCAGCAGAGAUACCGUCUUCUGCUUUCCGAUGCCGUUUCGUCUCACCACGCGAUGCUCGCCACUCAGCUCAACGACCGAGUCAGAACCGGUCGAGUUCAGAAGGGUUCGGUUGUUCAGCUUCUCGAUUAUAUAUGCACUCCUCUCAAGAACCGCAAGAUUAUUGUGGUUCUAAACAUGGAAACUAUAAUAGCUGAUUUUGAGAUAAUUGGGAAUCCAAAGCCAUGUGUGGAUUCAGAUUUACCAACUGUGAGAGCUUUAGCAGAUAACACUGGGGGGAAUUUGCCCAGUAGUAAUAAUAGUAGUAAAAUUAUUAAUAAUUCUGCUGCUCAAAAUGCAAGCCAGAAUAACGCCCAGAAUUUCAGGCCAACAAUUCAACCUCCAUACCAACCGCCUCCAGUUUACAAAGGCCGUGGGGCAGUUAUGAAAAAUGAGGCGCCAGCACGCAUCAUUCCUAUAGCAGCUUUAAAUCCUUAUCAAGGUCGGUGGGCAAUCAGGGCAAGGGUAACUGCUAAAGGGGAUCUGCGGCGCUACAAUAAUGCACGCGGUGAUGGGAAAGUCUUCUCAUUUGAUCUCCUUGAUUCUGAUGGAGGUGAAAUACGAGUAACAUGCUUUAAUGCUGUUGUUGAUCGCUUCUAUAAUAUAAUUGAGGUUGGUAAAGUUUACAUGAUAUCGAAAGGUAGCUUAAAACCUGCUCAGAAGAAUUUCAACCAUUUGAAGAAUGAAUGGGAAAUUUUUUUGGAAUCAACUUCAACAGUUGAGCUGUGCCCAGAUGAGGAUGAUUCUAUACCUAGGCAGCAGUUCUCCUUCCGACCUAUCACUGACAUUGAGAAUGUUGAGAAUAACUCCAUCCUUGAUGUUAUUGGGGUUGUGACAUCUGUGAACCCUUCUGUUCCCAUCUUGAGGAAGAACGGAAUGGAAACCCAGAGAAGAAUUUUGAGUCUGAAAGACAGUUCUGGCAGGAGUGUUGAACUUACACUGUGGGGAGAAUUUUGCAACAGGGAAGGGCAACAGUUGCAAGAGAUAAUAGAUGCUGGGUUUUUCCCAAUUUUAGCAGUCAAAGCUGGGAAGGUGAAUGAUUUUAGUGGAAAGUCGAUAGGCUCUAUUUCUACCACGCAGCUUUUCAUAAAUCCUGAUUUCCCUGAGGCUAUUAGCUUGAGAGAAUGGUUUGAUCAAAUAGGAAAAGAUUCUGCCUCCCUUUCAAUUUCUAAGGACGUUGUUCCUGGAGGAACGAAGAAUGAGGUACGCAAAACUAUAUCUCAAAUCAAGGAUGAAGGUCUGGGACGGUCAGACAAGCCAGACUGGAUAACAAUAAGGGCUACCAUAUCAUUCAUCAAGACUGAUACAUUUUGUUACACGGCUUGCCCUCUUAUGAUUGGAGAUCGACAAUGCAAUAAGAAAGUGACUAGGUCAGGAAACACAAGAUGGCAAUGUGAUAGAUGCAAUCAAGAAUUUGAGGAGUGUGAUUACCGAUACCUUCUCCAAGCUCAAAUCCUGGAUGGCACAGGAUUAACUUGGGUAACUGCUUUCCAGGAAGCAGGUGAAGAGAUAAUGGAGUACUCAGCGAAGGAUCUGUACUUGUUGAAACAUGAACAGCAGGAUGAUGAGACGUUUGGAGAAAUAAUCAAGAGUCGACUCUUCAAACAGUUUAUGUUAAGGCUGAAAAUCAAAGAGGAAUUAUAUGGCGAUGAACAGAAGGUGAAGAUUACUGUAGUCAAGGCAGAUAAGUUGAAUUAUUCUUCAGAGAGUAGAUACAUGCUUGAGUCGAUUUCCAAAUUUUUUAGGCAGUGA
Molecule: messenger RNA, 1905 nt
Organism: Sphenostylis stenocarpa
Lineage: Eukaryota; Viridiplantae; Streptophyta; Magnoliopsida; Fabales; Fabaceae
Source: the annotation of a GenBank genome assembly